This is a messenger RNA of Trichomonas vaginalis G3, 2409 nucleotides long. Its product is annotated as gamete generation protein family. Gene Ontology annotation, cellular component: cytosol; nucleus. Gene Ontology annotation, biological process: mRNA catabolic process. The record is from RefSeq and is a predicted model, not a curated record. Gene Ontology annotation, molecular function: nuclease activity; RNA binding. The transcript has a single exon. Bases 1 to 2409 code for a protein of 802 amino acids. NCBI's taxonomy places the organism in Eukaryota, Parabasalia, Trichomonadida, Trichomonadidae.
AUGACUGACUCAGAGGGACCUAUUUACGAAUGGCGACGAGCAUCAGUCAUUGCAGUUCUCUCAGGAGACACAAUCUGUGUAAAAUACACAGGUUUCGAAACAGGAAAUAAAGUAAUUAAAAUCGCUGGUUGCCAAGCACCAAAUUUAUCAUUUUUCACUUCAUCUGGUGUUGAUGAACCAUACGGAAUUGAAGCAUGGAAAGCACUUCGUAGCAUUUUAAAGACAAAAACAGUUCUUUUACGAGUUCCUGAAAUUUCGAGAUCAUCUGAACUUAUUAAAGUCCCAUUAAUAGGCGAAGUAGAAGUAAUUACAACAGAAGUCCGCACUGUCCAUGAUGGAAAAGAUGUUUGCGAAAGGUUAAUCGUAACUGGCUGCGCAAAACGUAUUAAUGACUUCGAUCCGGAGCGUCUGAAGCCAUUAGAAUCCCAAGCGAAAAGCAAAAACCUUGGAAUUUGGUCUACAUCAAAGAAAUUGGAGUGCGGCCCGCCAAAUAUCGAACAAAUUUAUCAGAAAACGGAAUUUACUGCAUUUUUAACAGACUUCGAUAAUAAUUGUACUGCAACACUAUAUUUACCAGAAGAAACAGCCAUUGUUGAACUCGAAAUUUGCGGAAUAUUCAUGCCGCCGAUGCCACCUGAGUUCAGAAACGAAGUUAACAGAUUUAUUGCCGAUCUACUACUCUCAGAACAUCUCAGAGUUCGUGUUCUACAAAUCAAUAAAAAGAAAAUGCUUAUGGGCGUCAUUACUGUCAACGGACUUGAUUUCGCAUCGAUACUACUUCAAAAGGGCUACGCAAUGCUUAACGAAGUUACUUGUUUUUACAGAUCUGAUUCAAAUAAUCUCGAAGUCUUCGAGAAACGAGCCAUCAAUCGCAAACUCGGUCUUUGGCAAACAUACCUUCCUCUCCAGGACCCUCCGCUUCCUCCAGAAUUCGAAGGAACAAUAAUUGAAAUCAUAUCUACUUCAAAACUGUCCAUCCGUCCAAAAGACCAACAGCAUGAAGUCAUAAUUACACUCAACGCGAUCCUUGUUCCAGCUUUCGGAGUCAAUAUCACAUCAGAACCCGGUGGAUACGAAGCUUACGAAUAUUUAAGGGAACAAGUAGGUAAAACAGUCAGAGUUGAGGUCAACGAUACAUUCGGGGACAUAAAUUACGGUACCGUACACGUCAGACAGUCAGCAAAUGCUGAAGUAAUGAUUCAAGAAUACAUGGUUAAGAACGGCUUAGCAACGAUUUGCUCUAGCGGUGUCAUUAAACCACCUAAAGGCAUGAAAGCAAUAGAAGCAGCUGCUGGGAAGGCUCCUCAGCCUCAACAAAAAAGAGCGAUUUCGUAUAUCGUACCAAGUGAAAUGCAAUUAUCGGAAUUUGCUAGAACAACCGGUGAAAAGAAAAAACAAGGAAUUAUUAGCGCCGUUUAUUCGCCUAUGUCGUUUUUAAUUGACGUUUUGGAUCCGAAUUAUCGAAUUCAGUUCUCAUUAAAGGACAUUGAAGCCUUUUCUCCUGAAGAAUAUAUAACAGAAGUCGCCGUUGAUUACCUCAGAACUAAUUAUUUGAACAGGGAAAUCACAUUUGUUAUCGGAGGAACGGAUAUAUCCAAUGGAACGGUCAGUGGUUACUUCGGAAUGGGUGAGAAUAAUGCCGACAUAAGAAUUGAUCUCUUAAAGAAUGGUUACGUCAGAUUAUUAAAAGAUGAUAACUUAAAACAGUACCAAAAACAAGCCCAAGAUGCAAAAAUAGGUGAUUGGUCACGUGCAAAGAGAUUAUUCCCUAUUCCACCACAGCCCCCGGCCCUUGUUUCCGUUUAUGUAACAAAAGUUAUUGAUCCGCUCACAAUUGCUGUUCAAACUAAGCCAAACUCGAUGAACUCCAUCAGAUUCGAGUCCCUGGAUUUAAUGCCCAAUCCAAAACAAGGAAAUUUGGUUCUUUUUGUUAGAAAUAAUUUCGCAUACAGAGCUUUAGUCAAAAAAGUCGAAGGCCAUGCAGUAACAUUGCAUCUUAUCGACUACGGAUUUGUUGUACAUGGCUUAAUUGAAGAAUUACGCAGAAUUACCGACCAAUUAGCCGGAAUUCAAGCAAUUGGUAUGACAAUGAAGCUUGCCUUCCUAUCAUUGUUCGAUACCAACCAAGAUAUGGUCGUUAGAUACCUCCACAACACAAUAGGAAGCAAACAAGCGUUACAAGCUCACGUUGUAGGCACUGCUUCGGCUCCUGAGGUCAUUUUAACUGUUGGAGAGACACUGGAUACAAUGUCUUUGCAGUAUUUAAUGAUCAGAGACGGUGCUGCAAAACCUGGCCGAGAUAUUCCUGAUACUGAUCAUCCUUUAUAUGGAGAUUUAGUCAAACACUUAUUAGAAGCUGAAAAAACUGCAAAAACCUCAGAUUUAGGCUUUUAUAACAAGAAAUAUUAA